UUUAGAUUACUUAUAUGAAAAAGAAUAUUUAUUACAAAUUAGUGAAAAGCAUAUGAAACUCCAACAGCACCAUAAAAUUAAAAAAAAAGGGAAUCAAAAGAAAAAAACAGAUUGCAAAUAAAAAAAAUAAUGAGGAAUGAAGGCUUAUCAUAAGUUUCAUAUAAUCACAAAACAUUACUCUUUAUGACUAACAUCUGAAAUGCAUAAACUAAAAUAUAUAAUUAUCGAGGGAAUAUUCAAGAUGUAACUAAUAUGAAGACUACAUAACUAAUUAUAACUCAGAUAAAGAUGCCAUAAACACCAGACACAGAUAGAUGUAGCUUCUAGAUAAUAAGAAUAUAUCUCAAUUUAUCCUAAGUGCUAAUAAUAAAAAAAGGCUGUCAUUGUGGCCGCUCCUCCCUCCAUGCCUCGCUGCGAGCCCAAGAAGGAGCUGAAUCACAUCUGCCAUGGGGAAGGUGCACAGAUCUCUCGCUCAUGCUCGGAAGGUGAUGGAACAGACCCCCAAAGUGGCAGAGCAGGACAAGAAGAAGAAGCCAAGGAGCAGGGCCCACAAGCAGAUGCAGUAUAACCGCCGGUUCAUCACCGCAGUUGUUGGAUUCAGGAAGAAGAGAGGACCCAACUCUUCCAAGUAGGGAGAUGAGGGUUUCAGGAGUGAAGCACUUGGAGCACUUCUUGAUGAUGUCGUAUUAAGCAUGUAGGGUUUAGCUUUCAGUAUCCCGUACUACUUAUUUAUGCAUGGUGAUGAUCAACGAAUUCAACUACUUUGGAUUGGAGUUGCUUUCUUGAUGCUGUUGCACCAAUGAUGUAGGGUUUAGCUUUCAGUAUGUUGGACUAAUAUAUGCAUGGUGAUGAUCUAUUAAAUGUCUUUGAUGAUAUGCAAAAAUAAUAAUAAUUAAAAAAGGCAACAAAUUUGUCAUCUCAUUUAUACUUAAAACAAAAGGUUAAUACAGGAGACAAAGCUAAACCACUACAUUGCUCUUUUUAUCUCAGAAACUUUCUUUUAGAUAAAAGAUUAAAAAAAAGGACAUUAUAAACUUUUUGAUCAGUUUAACAUAA
This is a messenger RNA of Musa acuminata AAA Group (dessert banana), 1056 nucleotides long. Its product is annotated as small ribosomal subunit protein eS30z/eS30y/eS30x-like. The transcript has a single exon. The coding region runs from base 447 to 632 and encodes 61 amino acids. The record is from RefSeq and is a predicted model, not a curated record. Gene Ontology annotation, biological process: translation. Gene Ontology annotation, cellular component: cytosolic small ribosomal subunit; ribosome. Gene Ontology annotation, molecular function: structural constituent of ribosome. NCBI's taxonomy places the organism in Eukaryota, Viridiplantae, Streptophyta, Magnoliopsida, Zingiberales, Musaceae.